Molecule: messenger RNA, 1003 nt
Organism: Pseudogymnoascus verrucosus
Lineage: Eukaryota; Fungi; Ascomycota; Leotiomycetes; Thelebolales; Thelebolaceae
Exons: 2
Coding region: 203-1003 (266 amino acids)
Biological process (GO): proteolysis
Source: RefSeq, a predicted model, not a curated record
CGUCAACCAACAUUCCCACCUGCAUAUCUCGAUCUACAGACUCACGUAGCUCAACAAAGCAACCCAUAAAUCGAUUUUUUAUUUGUAUUGAUUUUACGAGACACGCCUUUGUGAGACAGAGUUGAAACAGUGCUCAGCUCAUCAUCCAUACAUUCCCUCAGAGCGCACCCCGCGCCUUCGAAGCCGUACAACCACCACAGCUAUGGGCGACAACAGCGCCAGCUCCUCCGGCUCAGCCGACACAUCCACCUCCGACACUGUCCAGCACCCUGAACAAGAAAUUAACGUCCUCAUCACCGGCUUCGGCCCCUUCAAAGCCCAAUACCCCAUCAACCCCUCCUGGGAAAUCGCGCGCUCCCUCCCCUCAACCCUGCAUCUCCCGCCCUCACCCCACGCACCUGGCGGAACAAAGGUGAAUCUCCGCGUGCACCCGCGCGCAAUCCGCGUCGCAUACGCAGUCGUGGAAUCUGUAGUCCCAGGGCUAUGGGAGGGAGAAGACGGGUGGCGCCCUGAUUGGGGAGUGCAUAUCGGUAUGGCAGCCGGGCGGGAAUUCUACUGUCUCGAGAAGCGGGCUGCGGGGUUCGGGUAUAAGGUAGGGGAUGUGGAGGGGUGUUUACCUGACAAGGCGGGGACGGAAGGGGAUGUGUUGGAGCCGGGGAUUGAGGUUGAGGAUGUGGUGGGGGUGUGGAAGGGGAGGGUUGGGGGGGCGGAUGUGAGGGCUUCGGAGGAUGCGGGGAGGUAUCUUUGUGAGUAUAUUUUGCAUGAGAGUUUGGGGUUUUUGAGGGGGGGGGAGAGGGAGGGGAAGUGUCUGUUUUUGCAUGUUCCUGCUGGGGUGAACGAGGUGGAUGUGGAGAGGGGGAGGAGGGUUGUGUUGGGGCUUGUGGAGGCGGUGGUGGAGGUUGGAUGGGAGGGAGGGGCUAGAGAGCAAGGGGGUGGGGGGGAGAAGGAGGCUGUGAAGGGGUUUGUGGGUGGGGGAUCGGUGAGAGAGAGGGUGGGGUUGUGA